UUAACAUGUUAUUACCAGAGGUGUUUUAGAUAUUGAUCCUGUGUUCGGUGGUAGUUACACUCAUUCCCCUAUCUCACAGGUCCAUACCUGCUUUUCUAAUUUAAUAAAGACAAGUGACAGGAAAAUUUGAAAAAAUGCCCAAGAGGAAGUCACCCGAGGGAGCGGAGGCCAAAGACGCCACCAAAGUUACUAAGCAUGAGCCCACUCGGAGGUCAGAGCGUCUAUCCUCAAAACCAGCUCCUAAACCCGAACCAAAGGCCAAAAAAACAGCUGCCAAGAAGCCAUCCAAUGACAAAGCGGUAAAGGAGAAGAAGGGCGGAGCCAAAGGAAAGAAAGAGGAGAAAGAAUCUGCGCCCACUGCAAAUGGAGAGACCAAGCCAGAGGAGAUCUGUGUCUCACGCUCAUCUGUCAGUGUGUCAUCAUGGAGAAGUUCCGCCCCCUCCUUCCUGUCCAUCCGAGGGCAGAGCGAGAGUGUUAGAGUAAAGGGAAACUGAGACGGCUGAUACCGAGGCUGAGGAGAAAGAGUGAUUGAAGUUGUUUUCUGGAAUAACAAAGAACAUUUUUUAUUCCUAUUGAGUAUUUUGUAAAAUGCAAACUUUUUUUAGACUUAUCGUACUAGAUUUCCUUAGCUAAAAGUCGACUCACACUCCCCGCUGAAGCACCGUACCCGUCUCCUUCUCUUUCAUCCGACAGAAGGAUAGAUUCGUUUCAAGGAAAAGCAACAAUUAUUCUUGAAUAUUUCACCAGCAGCUCGCCUGCCAAAUUCAGCCACUUCCGGUUCAUCUUUUGCCACCAGAGUGCAUAGCCUUAGCUCCAUGUAUUUGGUUACUAAGGUCUUUGCUGUGUAUUGUCUUUGAGUCUUAUUUAAUUGGUUGAAUAUCUUAAAAAAGAGAGGGAGUAUAUAGGGAGGAGAGAUUUAAAGUUGUAACCCUUCGCCUUUUUUUAAUCUCCUUUGUAGCAUUUUAAGAUUCAAGUGAGUUCUUUUAAAAUUGCUGAAUUAAACAUGACCCUUAACAGUGGCAGAUAUCCAUAGCAAUAAACAAGUGGUGCUUUGUGCUAGAAGGUUAGGAAAACUCUACAAGAAUUGAAUCUCUGACAAAUGUAAAAGUCCACAAAACUGGUUUGAGAUACUCUCUGUAAAAUGUUUUCAAAAAAAAAAAAAAGAUGAAUAAACGGUCAAUAGACUA
This is a messenger RNA of Pimephales promelas (fathead minnow), 1187 nucleotides long. NCBI's taxonomy places the organism in Eukaryota, Metazoa, Chordata, Actinopteri, Cypriniformes, Leuciscidae. The record is from RefSeq and is a predicted model, not a curated record.